AACAUUUUAUGACAGCUACUGAGGGCUGCACAACGGCAUCGACGCAACGCUUUAAAAUAUCUGCUUUGCAGCACUAAAAUAAUGGCAGCGGUAAAUUUACGUAAAGGUUUUUUACUUGUGCCACAAAAUCUUGUGCCCAACCUGCAGAGAAGUUAUGCUUCAUCGAAGCAGACAAAAGGCAAAACAUUAGCGGCUGUUGGUAAAUCUCUUGCUGCGAAAGGUUUCCUUCGUCCAAAUAAACCAUACUCACCUACUACUGAUGCAGCGAGCCGUGUUCGUGCCUUGGCUGCCAAAUUGCAGAUGGCCAAUGGCGGAGACCAGCGACAAUUAUCUAACUUAGAGGAAAAGUUCAAGUUUCUAUCGGCAUGCUUCCAGGAACUUCAGCAUGGUGUGCCCAAUUCGCAGGUACACGAGAUGUCCACAGUGGCCGAUGUUAUCGCAUUUUACGAGAAGGUGGUAGACACUACUGUGCCGCUGGAUGCGCUGAAACGCAUCGAUUUGCCAGAGAAUUUGCACAUACAAUAUGAAUACUUGCGUUUCCACCCGGACACAGAUACAAAGUUCAAUGGACAAACUGCUUUUCCAAAGAGCUCCACUUUGGUUACAGGACUCAAGUAUCGACACAAAUAUGAGGGACAUGAGGCAAAGCGGUCAUGGCCUUAGUUUAAUUUGUUAAUU
This is a messenger RNA of Drosophila hydei, 678 nucleotides long. It is a transcript of the gene mRpL50, whose product is annotated as 39S ribosomal protein L50, mitochondrial. The coding region runs from base 82 to 663 and encodes 193 amino acids. The transcript has 3 exons. NCBI's taxonomy places the organism in Eukaryota, Metazoa, Arthropoda, Insecta, Diptera, Drosophilidae. Gene Ontology annotation, cellular component: mitochondrial large ribosomal subunit; mitochondrion. The record is from RefSeq and is a predicted model, not a curated record.